AUGGAAAGCGAUGAGCAAGAAGCUGUGCCAUCACGCGAGCAGGCGAAGGCGGGCGACCCGGUGUUCGCCUCGGACAGCGCGGAUACCGCGGAUCGGCAUUCUCAGGGGUCGGGCGGCGGCAGCAGCAGCGGGGGUGCAGCGAGCAGCUCCGCGUGCGCUGCCGCAGCUCCCACGCGCCCCGCGUCUCUCGCCACGGACCCUGCUGCCGCCACGGACCGUGCCGCCGCCACUGCCUCCGCGCCUGUCGGGGGGCCUGCAGGAGCAGCGCGCGGGGACGAUAGUGCAGGAGGGGGGAGGGAGCAGGCAGAAGAGGCGGGGGAGGCGGGGGAGGAGGUUGAUGAGGGAGAGGAGGGGGAGGAUGGGGAGGAUGGGGAGGAGGGGGAGGAAGGGGGGGAGGGGGAAGUGCGUCGCACGUUGUGGUUUCCGUUGAACGUGGUGGCGGCGGCGGCGUCCGCAGUGGCGCAGAGCCGGGUGGCGCGCAUGGUGGCGGCGUGGCCGCUGUGGCAGCAGAGGCGGCGCCUGCGCCAGCUGCUGGAGGCGGCGGACAGCAGCCCGGGGGACGCGCGCAGGCAGGCGGAGUACCUGGCUGAGCUGCUGCGCGCCGAUCCCGGGGCGGUGGUGCAGCGCUUUGAGGCGCGGCAGCACGCGGUGGACGCGGAGGGCGUGGCGGUGUACCUCAGGGCGCUCGUCGCCACCGACCGCCUCUCCUCCUUCCUCCCCUCCAACCACAAUGCCCGCCCUUCGUCCCUCCCUUUACUUCUGGAGGAUCUGAAGCAACGCGCCACGUCAGACGAGGGCCAGCUGGGGCUGCCACCUGGCACCACGGAGCAGACGCCCCUGCAUGUUGUGAUGGUGGAGAGGGAGGCCAAGCCGCUGUCUCGUGGGCUGCGCUGGCUGCAGGAGCUGCUCUCCGCGCUGCUCGCCUGCUUCUUCGGCCUCCUCAUCUGGGCGGCAGCAACAACGGCGUUGAGGCGCUACGCCAGUGGAGUGGCGGGCAUGGGAGGCGCGGGGGUGGCAGGCGGGCCAGCAGCGGGCAUGGGGGCGGGCGGGGCGGGCGUGUACUCGCCGAAGGAGUACAACAAGGAGAACAUGCCCGAGAAGAGUGUGCGCACGUUCAAGGACGUGCGGGGGUGUGACGAGGCCAAGGCAGAGCUGGAGGAGAUCGUGGAGUACCUGCGCGACCCCGACCGCUUCACCCGCCUCGGUGGCAAACUGCCCAAGGGGGUGCUGCUGAUCGGCCCGCCAGGCACGGGCAAGACGCUUCUUGCCAAGGCGAUAGCGGGCGAGGCGGGGGUGCCGUUCUUCUACCGCGCCGGCUCCGAGUUCGAAGAGAUGUUUGUGGGAGUGGGGGCACGGCGGGUGCGCACCUUGUUUCAAGCGGCCAAGAAAAAGGCGCCGUGCAUAGUGUUUAUAGAUGAGAUAGACGCGGUGGGGGGCAGUCGCAAGCAGUGGGAGGGGCACAGCAAGAAGACGCUCAACCAGCUGCUCGUUGAGAUGGACGGCUUCGAACCCAACGAGGGCAUAAUAGUGAUGGCGGCCACCAACGUGCCGGACAUGCUCGACCCCGCCCUCACCCGCCCCGGCCGCUUUGACCGUCAUGUGGUGGUGUCGGCACCGGACGUGAGGGGCAGGAGGGAGAUCCUGGAGCUGUACCUGGAGGGCAAGCCGCUGCACGCUGAUGUGGACGUCGCCACGCUCGCCAAGGGCACUCCCGGCUUCAGCGGCGCAGACCUGGCGAAUCUGGUGAACAUGGCGGCGGUGAAGGCAGCGUUGGACGGCGUGGCGGCGGUGGGCAGGGAGCAGCUCGAGUUCGCCAAAGACAAGAUCCUCAUGGGCGCUGAACGCCGCUCCCUCGUGCUCUCACAGACCUGCCGUAAGAACACGGCGUACCACGAGAGUGGGCACGCGCUGGUGGCACUGCACACGCCGCACGCGCUGCCCAUCCACAAGGCAACCAUCAUGCCGCGCGGGGCCGCGCUGGGCAUGGUCACGCAGAUGCCCGACGACGACUUUGAGACGAGCCGCACGCGCGCGCAGAUGCUGGCACGGCUGGACGUGUGCAUGGGCGGGCGCGUGGCGGAGGAGCUGGUGUUCGGCGUGCAGCACGUCACCAGCGGGGCAAGGGACGACCUGCGGCAGGCCACGCGGCUGGCGCGGCAGAUGGUGCGCGAGUGCGGCAUGAGUGACAAGCUGGGCCCGGUGUUCAUUGAGAGCGACGGCGCGGGGGAGGGGCGUGUGAGCGGCGAGGUGCUGCGCGUGGCGGAUGCUGAGGUGGCACGGCUGCUCCGAGAGGCGUAUGCCCGCGUCACCACCCUCCUCAAGCAGCACGAGCAGCAGCUGCAUGUGCUGGCGGGGGCGCUGUUGGAGCGCGAGACAAUGACAGCCGACGACAUCAAGAAGCUCCUCGCCUCCCCUGCCACUGCCGCUGCCGUCUCCCCCACCGCCACUGCUUCUGAUGGCGAUGAUCUGUCCAGGCCACUCACCCCAGCAGACCUCCAAGCACUCCCAUCUGCUCUCUCUGCAGCGCCUGCUGCUUUCUCCGCUGCCUCACCUCCCUCCCACGACUCUGCUGCACCCGUGCCUGGCUUGACCUCCCCUGCUGCCUGCUGA
Molecule: messenger RNA, 2610 nt
Organism: Closterium sp. Yama58-4
Lineage: Eukaryota; Viridiplantae; Streptophyta; Zygnematophyceae; Desmidiales; Closteriaceae
Source: the annotation of a GenBank genome assembly